This is a messenger RNA of Oncorhynchus mykiss (rainbow trout), 6255 nucleotides long. RefSeq names its product potassium channel subfamily K member 9-like. Gene Ontology annotation, biological process: potassium ion transmembrane transport; stabilization of membrane potential. Gene Ontology annotation, cellular component: plasma membrane. Gene Ontology annotation, molecular function: potassium ion leak channel activity; outward rectifier potassium channel activity. Lineage: Eukaryota; Metazoa; Chordata; Actinopteri; Salmoniformes; Salmonidae. The record is from RefSeq and is a predicted model, not a curated record.
UCUUCUAUUUCUGAGCUGUAUUUCUGGAUUCCACACAGUCAAUUAAUUAUGUGCGAAUGGGGGGGGAUGGUUCGUUGUUAAAAAUAGCCUGCCACUUGAGGAUGAGGCGCCGAAAUGAACAGGUUGCUGCUUAUUGAAACUUACUGGGAGCAGAUGCGAAAAGAUGGUUCACCCUCAUCUAACCUCUCGUGGAUCGGUUCACUUCUCUUUAAAUCUUCCAGGAAUGCAUGACAUACAACCUGAAAAUACUGCAUCAAACAUUUACAGAUUCACAACGAAAAUAAUCGAACAUUCAUUUGCCAUAUGUGUUUAAUUGAAUUCGUUAUAAAAACGUUGACUUCGAUAAGAAGACAACAGAGGAAUCUAGCAACUGCUUGUUGAUGGCACUACGCGCCGGGAGGACUUGGUUUGGGCAGGUUUUGCGCAGAGUUUCUAGGCUGCAGGGCUCGUGGUCCCGGAGAUCGAGCAGUCUUCUGUGUCUCUCUGCGAACCCGGAGCAGGAUCUGGGGACCUGUUACAGGGAUCACACUCUUAGCAAUCUCCACUACUGCUCCUCCGUCCACCGUCACCAACACGCGCCAGUCUGUCCCUCCUCUUCCAGCCGCUGCCAACGCUUUCCCGAUUGCUGCGCAGCCUUCCCGGGGGAUACGAGGGGACAUGAGCCCCUCACUCGCCGGAUCCUGGUGGUCAUGAAGCGGCAGAACGUGCGGACCUUGUCCCUGAUCAUCUGCACGUUCACGUACCUGCUGGUCGGGGCCGCGGUGUUCGAUGCCCUGGAGUCAGAUUUCGAGAUGCGGGAGAAAGAACAACUGGAGGCAGAGGAGAAGCGUCUCCAAGGGAAAUAUAACAUUAGCGAGGACGACUACCGCAAACUGGAGACCAUCAUUAUGGAGGCCGAGCCCCACAGGGCUGGGGUUCAGUGGAAAUUUGCUGGAUCUUUUUACUUUGCCAUCACAGUCAUCACCACCAUAGGUUAUGGCCAUGCAGCUCCCGGCACAGACGCGGGGAAGGCCUUCUGCAUGUUCUAUGCCGUCCUGGGGAUACCCCUGACCCUGGUCAUGUUCCAGAGCCUGGGCGAGAGGAUGAACACCUUCGUCAAGUCCCUCCUGAAGCGCAUCAAGAAGUGCUGUGGCAUGCGCAUCACCGAUGUUUCCAUGGAGAACAUGGUGACGGUGGGGUUCUUCUCCUGCAUCGGGACGCUGUGCAUCGGGGCGGCCGCCUUCUCCCACUACGAGGACUGGAGCUUUUUCCAGAGCUACUACUACUGCUUCAUCACACUGACUACCAUCGGAUUCGGGGACUUUGUGGCUCUGCAGAAGAACCGGGCCCUGCAGCGGAGGCCCCUGUAUGUGGCCUUCAGCUUCAUGUACAUCCUGGUGGGCCUGACUGUCAUAGGAGCCUUCCUCAACCUGGUGGUGCUGAGGUUCCUGACCAUGAACAGUGAAGACGAGAGGCGGGAUGCCGAGGAGAGGGCCUCGCUGGCGGGGAACAGAAACAGCAUGAUCAUCCAUAUCCAGGAGGAGACACUGGGGAGAGGAGGAGGUGCCAGGAGGAGGCGCAAGGAAACGCAGGGCCAGUACUGCGCCGAGGUCACCGACCUGCCUUCUGUAUGCUCCUGCAUGAACUACCACUCACAUGAGUUUGGUAGCUGUGGGGGAGGGAUGGGAGGAGGGAUAGGGGGCGGAGGGAUGGGCUGUGCCUUCUCCCACCAGAACUCCUUUAGUUCCCAGUUGAACCCCCACCAGUACUUUCACUCGGUGUCGUACCGCAUCGAGGAGAUCUCUCCCAGCACCCUAAAGAACAGCUUCUUCCCCUCGCCCAUCAGCUCAGUCUCCCCAGGCCUCCACAGCUUCACAGACAAUCACCGACUCAUGAAGAGAAGGAAAUCUAUCUGAGCUGUGGCACUGCCCAUCUGAGCCAAGUGGAAAAUAGUGUUUUGAACUACAUGUUGCAUUUCAAUGUUUUUGCCUAAAUGCUAAAACGUUGAAUUGGAACAGAUCAUCAGACUGGGUUGGCUUGUCUACACAGGCAACUCCUAGCUUUCCUUUUUAUAUACAAGUACAAUGCAUCUCCAAUGCUGCUCCAAACCAAAUCUCAUUUUAGCACUUUUGUUUUGUUUCUUUUGGUUGGUCUAAGGAUAUAAUGUAUUGAAGCGAUUCGCAGGGAUUGAUUGAAGAGGAAGGAGCGUUGGAAAGAAAUGGCAAACUUGUUGGACAUGAAUUAUUACAUUCAUUUCUUGUGAGGGAUUCAAAGCAUGAAGCAUGGAUACUUAUUCUCCCAGGAAAUUGUCCCAUCAGAGAAAUACUAACCAGAACCAACAGAUCUUGUUAUACAUUUUCAUAUUGCCGGCUCACAAAGAUAAUAUAGCACCCUGGUAACAAUGUACCAAAUGAUGCACACUUAGCAUUAUAAGGGGGAUAUGUAUUUUUUUAAAGUGAGCAUGCCUGUUUCACCUUAACUUAAAAUGAUUGCAGUUAAGUGCUUUUCCUCCAUUGCAUCAUUGCAGACAGAGAUGAUACAAUUUGAAAUGACAUCAGGUAUUAUUUUCUAUAAGCAAUUCUAGGGAAAAAAAUGUAAAUGAUUUGUUCACAGAACAUCAUGCCAAAAUAUUGUUGCCAAUCUUAGCAUGUGCAUUAGAUGUCAUCAAAUGAGUGUGCCAUAAUUAUUUUAUGUAUUUUGUUAAUUUUUUUAAACAGCAGAUUUGUAUUAUUAUGGUUUGUGUCUGUAGAUGUUUUCUUUCUGGAUUUCAGAUGAUGAUUAUUUUUUUAUAAUUCAAGAAAAUGUCAGUGUAAAAUAUGAGGAUGUGAAAAGGAAUAAGCACGGAUUUGAAGGCUUUCCAGUUCGAAAAAGUUGCUAUGUGCAUGUACUUUGCGAAACUGGUAUGCAUAUAGAUGAAUGGGGAAAAAUAAUAGCCUUGCAAUUGAAAUGAAUUUUGAUAGCAAAUAAUCAUAAUAAUUAUUUAAAAUAUAAUUUAUUUAUUUAGCCACUUAAAAGUAAUGAUGUAUAGUGUAGGCUGAACAGUUUAUUCGCUUUUCCAUAAUUUUUUCAUUCGGAAAAAUUGUACAAUAACCUUUGGUCUCAGGUUUUGAAUGGAUAGCCUCUUCAGGUUCUGCUCCCCGAAUCAAAUCACAGAAUAAAUCCCAUAAAUGCGAAUGCACCUGCCAAACAAAACAAUACAUAUUAAUUAAUUUUUAAAAAUAGUACUAAUUUUCCAGGAAAAGGAUAUUGAGAUGCAUCAUCUUACUAAGGGAAACUUGCUGUACUAUAGAGAAGCGUGGGUUCAGUGUGCACACGCACACACACACACACACACACACACACACACACACACACACACACACACACACACACACACACACACACACACACACACACUGUAUCAAGCCAUAGAGGAGCAGGCCAUGGAACCACUGCUAUUCUGUAAGGAUAUUAAUGUUGAUGACAGGUGUAAUCCAAACUUCAAUUGUGCCACUGAGAAUAUAUACACGCCUAUAGCCUACGAACACAAUGACAGGCAUUUGAGAUGUAUACAGUGAUGUCAUCACUGGCUGUCAUUUAAAUUCAAUGACAGCCAAAUGGCAAUCAAUGGGUGAAAAAGGACCAGAUGAAUUUCUGAAGGAACAAUGCAAUACUGGGCAUUGAUUCAUUUAGCACAACAUGUGCCAUUUAAGUCACCCACAUUGAUAAGUGAUAAAUGCCAUGGAUACCAUUAGGCCGAUUUCCAUUGACCCAGGUUUAUUAGUAAUCAAAAGCAAUGUUGAAAAACAAAUAUUUGCGACGUGUAAUGGAAACGGCAAACAUUGGAGAAAUUGUCUAAAGAUCGACAAAAAUUGUAUCCAUUCUACAGGGGUGGAUUUACAUUUUGCCUAAACUUUCUUCAUUGUGACAAAUGAUGACGGAAAUGGUGAUUUACGAAUAAAUGAUAACUGCCAAAUGAUUUUGUCAUCACGUAGGUUAACUAUAGAGCUUUACUUCACAUUUCAUUCUAAAUGCCAACUGCUUGCUAAAUGUAUUUUUUCAACUAUAAAAUAAUGGUUUCUUUUCAGGAAAAGGACUGUCCUGACUUUCAAGAAUGCCUGAAUUGCUUCGCCUUGCUUUUCUGGCAAGUUUCACCAUCCAAUUAUAUCAGAUCUACAGGAGUUUCACCAUGGCAAGGACCUUGGUCGAUAUGUUGGCAGAUGAGAAUUAUUACAAUAUGGCAAGUAUUAGUCAAUUCCUGCAUUCUAUCCAUGCUGGCUUUCGCAGGCUACCUGAGACAUGAAAGAGAUUGGUGGGAGGGAAUACAGGCUGUCGUCAAUGUAUUAACAAGCAAUUUGAUUAAAAGGGUAAUGGAAACAAUUCAACCACUACAUUUUUAUUCGACACUAGGGUUAUGCGAAAAAAGUCGUUUUUUUUGUUUUGUUGAUGUGACGUCAUUACGUCCUUCUGUUUUUAUCGACAAGAUAGUUCAAUGAAAACGCACCCUAGCAGACAACUGUCGCACAAACGGUAUUUUCUAUGCGAACUUUCUAAACAUCGACAAAAAAAUCUCUGGACAGGUUAAUGGAAACAUAGCUUGUGUCUGUCUUGAAUGAGAAUAACGAAAACUAUUGUAACAUUAACAUCCAAGGUUCUAGAUUGUUCAGAUGACCCCAGGAAUACACAUGUAAAUAUACAGUACUUUAUAUCAUAUAUUGUACGUUCUCAUCCUUUGGAAUAAAACGGCCUUUCCACAGCUCCGAUGCGUUACUAUUUGUACACAUUUUAGAAUAUGUGCCUUUAAGAAACACUAUUUCAAUGUUUCUAUACCUGUAGGCACAUUUUACAUCUGAGAAAUAUAUCCAACCUUUUUCCUUAUAAAAUAUGUAUCCAUCUCUAAGGAUUCAUGUAGCUUCAUACAAAUAGAAUAACCAAAGCAAAGAUUGUGUUUUUUUUCGGCAAACCACACAGACACAAUCCAGCUGAUUUACAACGUCCAAAUAAUUUAUUUAGGCAGAACUGCCGUAGGUUUGUCCAAUUAUUGGGGGAAAUGAUUUGGAAUAGCUGGAAAAUUCAUUGUUUCACAUUUUUGCGAAGAUACCACAUUAGUCUUUUCUUGGUGUAGCUGGUGGACAUGCACAUGGAUAUUAAGGGUUGAGAGUCAAUGUUAAAGCCAUUUUUAGCAAUUAUGAGUCAGUAUUGCACAUAUUCAAUACAUCUCUAUAAUUGUGUUUGUAUAAAGUGCAUACCAGCAUUUGAAUGAUCAUACCAUAGUGAGGUGAUGCCAACAUGAUAAUGAUGUACAAUGAUUUACCAGAGAGUAAAACAAUCAUUGUUACUGCCAUGAAAUGUGCCAUAUUAACAUGCAUGGAUUAAUGCUGAGUGAGUCAACAGAUAAAUGUUUGUUAAGAACGAUAUAAAAUACAUUGUACGAAACGAAUUGAUUGUUGGUGCCAGCCUUUAUAUUAGUUGUUGAGUUAUCCCCGCUCUUUUGAAAUGAUAUGUUUACCUCCAAGCUGUGCAGCCAGACACAUAAAUAGUACCUGUAUGACUUGGCUGGUCUGGAUUGAGAUGGUUAUUGGUCGAUCGUUCUGGAUUCUGUAUAUCCUCCUGAUGCCUGUGGUUUAAUGUGUCCAAUAUCUCCAUGUGCUGGCCAGAUCUCUAUCUGUCCAGAUGUCCACAGUGCCAAGUUCUCCUAUCACUGGGACAAAGACACACAUAUUGCACAACUAACUAACUAUCUGUGUCAUAAUACACUCUAGAAGGCUGUUGGGUUAUUUGUAUGAUUCCAUGUUACUUUUUCUUAAUAUCUCUAAUUUCUUUUAAUAAAAAAAAAGAUCCUUCCUUUGCAAUAUAAUAUAAUUAUGUUUUUUAGGUCUGACGAACAAAUGCCAUGUACCAUGUUUAUUUGAAAAUGAUGAAAAUGUUAAAUGCAUACCAUCUCCAAAGGACAAUGUUAUAUCAAUUUGGUUCAACAAAUGACCAAAUUGACCCAAUUAACAUUUUUGUUUCACAGUUUUGGAAAACUAUUUUCACUCCUGAUGUCAAUACAUGCAGCGAUAUGGGCUUUCUCUUUUCAAUAAAUGGGAAAGAGCAACUUGUUGAGAGAGUAAACAACCAUUUAUGUUCAUGUUUUCAUUUUUGUGUGUGCAUGAUUUGGUGUGGUGACUUCCUGGUCAGGUGACCUGGGUGAAGCAAUGACACCACUUGAAUAAAAACUAUGAGCCUCCUUCUCACAAGCCCCAAACCCUUUGACUCUGGUCUGUCUGGUCAUACACUACUGUAAAUCUAUUAAAA